This is a messenger RNA of Schistosoma rodhaini, 749 nucleotides long. The record is from the annotation of a GenBank genome assembly. Lineage: Eukaryota; Metazoa; Platyhelminthes; Trematoda; Strigeidida; Schistosomatidae.
CAGGCACCUACCCAGAAGGGUCACUCGCUACUAUAACAUUCAUUGAUCGAAAGAAUCUCCUAUAUCGUUCACAACUAUUUGAACCAACUGAGUUACUUGUGGAUUUUGACCUUGAGAAACCCGUCAAGGAGGAAAUCUGUAAAAUAGAAUGCCAAGAGAUUAUGACAAACGCCCUCGAUCAAGAUCUCACGACCGGUACAGGGAUCGUAAUGAUAAUUGUGAGCGUUCUCGUAAACAUCGAGAAGACUACCAUCGAAGAGAUCGCGACCACGGAUACGAUUGUGAUGAAAGAGAUGUAGAGAGAAGCCGAUACCGACAUGAAAAAGAAAAACGCAGAGAACGUGAUAGCCGACGAAGACAUGAACAAAAUCAUAAUGACGAAAGAUGGAAGCGCCGUACACGCUCUAGGAGCCCCAUACCUCCAGCUGAAGCAGAAACCGUGGAGUAUGAAGAGGCUGAACCAACUGAACCCGUAACCGAAGAGGAAGCAGAAAUGAUGCGCACUAUGGGUUUCUGCAAUUUCGGUACCACGAAAGGAAAACAUGUUAUCGGUAACAGCGUUUAUGUGGCAAACAUAGCAAAACAGCGAAAGUAUCGUCAGUACAUGAAUCGUCGCGGAGGUUUCAAUCGUCCUCUCGAUCCAGUUGCUUAAACACUGAUACUUGUAUAUAUUCUUUUAAUACCUGUCAAAACCCACUCAAUAUAACGAAAUGUAUUGAUAGGAAAUAUAACUUUCGUAUGCUUACUAG